Molecule: messenger RNA, 513 nt
Organism: Clonostachys rhizophaga
Lineage: Eukaryota; Fungi; Ascomycota; Sordariomycetes; Hypocreales; Bionectriaceae
Source: the annotation of a GenBank genome assembly
AUGUCAUAUCAACCGGGACAAGGACACGGCCAGGAGGACAACCAGGAGGACAACCAAGAGUACAGCCAAGGCUAUUACUAUGGGUACAAUCAAGAAGAAUACAAUCAAGGAUACGACCAGGGGGGUACCUAUUAUCCUUCCUUUAGUCAGGGGGGUGAUUGGACCCAAACAGCCGGGCAGUAUUCUGGAAACGCUUAUGCCUAUCCCUCUCAGGAACCAGUUGUUGAUGGCACAUACUCGAUGCAAACUGGCGACUCCGCUUCUUACUUCAACACAGCAACACAAGCAGAAGGUGAUGAUGAUGAGGGGUGGCCUCGAUUGAACGAAGACGGGAAGUGGAUUUUCCGCAAAGUGGACAUUGAUAUCACUGGGUAUUAUAAAGGGAAACGCGACUCUUGGAAGUGCCAGUAUGAAGAUUGCAACAAGAAAUUCAAGACCGAGUCUGAGGUUAAUUCUAUGCUCGGACUGCGAUUCUACAAAUGCUUCUCAAAAGGACAUGAGAAGGCACUAUGA